Messenger RNA from Aaosphaeria arxii CBS 175.79, 1835 nucleotides. Its product is annotated as putative siderophore-dependent iron transporter. Gene Ontology annotation, biological process: transmembrane transport. The coding region runs from base 12 to 1835 and encodes 607 amino acids. Gene Ontology annotation, molecular function: transmembrane transporter activity. The transcript has 4 exons. NCBI's taxonomy places the organism in Eukaryota, Fungi, Ascomycota, Dothideomycetes, Pleosporales. The record is from RefSeq and is a predicted model, not a curated record.
CAUCUGUGGCCAUGUCGUCCUUCCUAAACAAAAUCCGACCGUCUGGCCGUCAAGAUACCGAGCCCGAAACGGUAACGGUGACCACCAAUCAGGACAUCGAGGAGCAGAUCCCCAUAGAAGCAGUCGCCCCUAAUAAAGACAAUAGUGGCGCUGACGUGCCGGACAAUGCAUCAGUGGAUAAAAUCCCCGAGGAUGCGGUAGUGGAUCGAAAUGCACAGGUUGGUGUACAGAAGAUCGAAGCUGUCACUCUUGCUUGGACGAAGAAGUCGUUAAUUCUUUUACUAUGCAACAUCUGGCUCAUCUUCUUCGUCAAUGGGCUUCGCGCUUCGGUUCUCGCCGCCUUCAAUCCCUAUGUCACGAGUGACUUCAGCUCCCACUCAUUGUUGGCCGUCAUUGGCAUUGUGACCGACGCAAUGACGGCUGCCAUGUACAUUCCAGUUGCCAAACUGAUUGACGUCUGGGGCCGCGACUCUGGUUUCCUGCUUAUGGUUGCUUCUUCGACGUUGGGUGUCAUCGUCAUGGCCACUGCCACAAACUUAGCUACGUACUGUGCUGCAAUUGUCUUCUACUCCAUUGGAUUCUCAGGCAUCAUCUACGUCGUAGCCGUGCUGGCCGCCGACGCAACCUCCCUCAGGAAUCGAGGCAUCGCCUUCGCCUUCACAUCCUCGCCGUAUAUGAUCACUGCCUUCGCGGGAUCCAAGGCCGCGGAAGCGUUCCUGCACAAUGUCUCCUGGCGAUGGGGCUACGGCUGCUUUGCCAUCAUUGUGCCAGUCGUGUGUGCGCCCAUGUACAUCACGCUGAAGCUGAACCUACGCAAGGCGAAGAGGCAGGGUUUCUACGAGGAGGUCAAGAACCCCUUGACGCUUCAGCUUGUCUGGAAGAAGAUUGUCGAAUUCGAUCUACCUGGUGUAUUCCUCUUCGCCGGCGGUCUAACCAUCUUUCUCCUCCCCUUCACGCUCGCGCGCUCCGCCCCGAACGGCUGGAACACCGGCUACGUGAUCGCGAUGAUAAUCCUCGGCUUCUUCCUCCUCAUCCUCUUCGGCGUGUACGAAACCUACUGGUCCCCCGAGCCCUUCCUCAAAAACAAAUUCCUCACCGACCGCACCGUCGUCGCUGCGUGCCUCAUCGACGCCACCUACCAAAUCUCCUACUACUGCUGGAACGGCUACUUCCUCUCCUUCCUCCAAGUCGUCUGCAACCUGUCCGUCUCCCAAGCCGGCUACGUCAACAGCACCUUCCAAGUUGUCUCCGGCGUCCUCCUCUUCAUCGUCGGCUACGCCGUCCGCUGGUCCGGCCGCUUCAAAUGGCUCUUCUACGUCACAGUCCCCAUCUACACCUUCGGGCUCGGCCUCAUGAUCCACUUCCGCCAGCCGAACCAGCCGAUCGGAUACAUCGUCAUGUGCGAGAUCUUCAUCUCCAUCGGCGGCAGCGUCUUCAUCCUGCUCGUCCAGCUCGCCGUCCUCGCCGCCGUAGACCACCAGUACGUCGCCGCGGUGCUCGCACUCCUGUACGUCAGCGGGUCCGUCGGCGGCGCGAUUGGGAGCACCAUUUCCGGCGCGAUAUGGACGAACACCUUCCUGCCUGCGCUCAUGCGGAAUUUGCCGGACGAGGAGUUGCCGAAUGUAAUCAAUAUUUACUCGAACAUCACGGCGCAGUUGAGCUACCCUGUCGGGAGUGUCGAGCGGAUUGCGAUUCAGGAGUCGUAUGGGUUUGCGCAGGCAAGGAUGCUCGCGGCGGGCGUGGGUAUAUUUGGUCUGGCGUUCGUGUGGAUGUUCAUGGUGAGGAACUUGAAUGUCUCGCAGAAGACGGGGCAGACUAAGGGAAUGGUCUUUUAG